Molecule: messenger RNA, 2265 nt
Organism: Symbiodinium pilosum
Lineage: Eukaryota; Dinophyceae; Suessiales; Symbiodiniaceae
Source: the annotation of a GenBank genome assembly
AUGCCGAUCACUUGCCGAAUCUGCGGAGCCACCAACAAUCACUUGACUGUGCACUGCCCUGACCGCCCAGAUCGCGACAGCAGUGAAGCGAAGCAACAGCAGAAAGCGCCUUCCAAGGCAAGUGGAAACAAUGGAAAGAAUGGACGCUCAAGCGGAUAUGGCACAGGCGUCGGUGAAAAGGUGGGAGACAGGUGUCAGCAACUUGCACAGCAGGCGGCUGACCAAGACAGCAAGCCAUGGAUCAGACAUAAGUGCGCGGGCAACGAAGCUGCAACACGGAGGUUCAUGCGAAUAAGGCCGUCGGCUGUGAACUUUAGCCAGUUUGGCCAUCUUUACACCUUUCGAGAAAAGAAAGAAAAGAGCUGCAAAAAAAAUGUUAAGGGACUACAAGCUGAGUGGACCCAAAUGGCGGCACGGCGAGACCUGUCAAUUGCAGAUCUUGAGGAUGGCCUUGAGCAGCUUUCUGCUCGACACGGCGUUCAGGAGGGAAAGUGGUUGUUUUUCCUGCCGUGUGAGGACAUGGACAGGGUCUGGCCAGAGCUCGUCUGGGCACUUAGUAUGGAGGCCCUGGGAGAGGCUGUUGCUAUGAAAGUUGGACGUGAAGAUACCCAGGACACACACCUCUGUUGCGUUUACAUGGAGAAUUGCUUUGAUCCUGGGGAGGCAGAGAGUGUCCGAAGCAGCUUGCAAGCUUUGCUAAGCGGCCUUGUCACAAAAGUAGUGGACCUGUACUUGAAGCCAGAUUCUUAUUCUUACUGCCAGAUCUACAGAGGGAACCGUUGGAAACUCUCACCAACCUUGGCCACAUGCAAGGUGCAUCGUUUUAAAGGCACGACGUUGCAAGCUCUAACUCUCCAAGAUCCUUUCCAGCAUGACCUGCGGCGACUUGCACCCCUUCUGGAGCAGAAUGUGGAAGCUGCUCUUCUGCUCCUUGAUAAUGCUGAUUCCCGAGGUGCGAUGCUGGAGUCGCUCCAUGCUGUUGCCUUGCAUCCCCAUGCCGGUGAGCUCCCCAUAAUCAAGAUGUGUGCCACACUGAAAGAGACCAGACAUAUCAAGGGCAUUUUGGCCCGGGUUGGGCACAUGAUGCGGGGCCUCGUGGAUAAAGAUGCAGCCUUUAUUUUGGGAUUUGGCAGCCGGGUGUUUGCCCAUUCUGAGUUCAUGCGCAUGCACUUGGCAAAUGUUCGUCUGUUGGGCGACCUCUUCGUGCAUGAAAUCAUUCCAGAAAAAGAUGUACGCUAUCUGGUUCUACAACUGGAGGCAGAAAGGUUAACGCUCCCUUCUCCCUCGACUUGGGCAUUUGUGCUGCAGAACCUUCGAAGCAUGGCUCAGGGACUGACUGAGGCAAAGCCACGUCUCAGCCGAUGGCUUGGUUCCAUUGUGCGCGGGUACAAGGUCAGCUCGCAAGAGCGGCUCAGAAUUCUCACCCUCAAUGUGUGGUUCGAUGAGGAGCAACGAGAACUUCGCACUGCUAUACUCCUCUCAGCUUUGCAGCAACUUGGCCCAGCAAUUUUCUGCUUCCAGGAGGUGACCGAAAAGGUAGCAGUAGACAUCCAACGUGCGUUUCCCACUUGGUCCUCUUCGGAUCCUGGAGACGGGUCUUCAGUUGGGCACUAUGGCGUGAUGAUUCUUAGUUGCGAGGCAGUUUCCGGCGAUAGGAUGGUGGCUCCGCCAAAUCUAAAUGUUUAUUUUUCACGCCACUACUUACCGACGCAGAUGGGGCGUGAGUUGCUCAUAGCAGAAUUGCAUGGACUUGCGGUUGGCACAGUACACUUGGAAUCGCUGGACAACCAAGCGCAGCGAGAACGACAGCUUGCUGCUUGUGCUGAGGUCAUGCAGCAGUGGCCUGAUGUGCUCUUGGCGGGCGACUUCAACAUUUUCCAAGAGUUUGUUGCUCAGCGCUGCUUGCAACAGCACCUGCCUGACUUCAAAGAUCUUUGGCCGACCUUGCGGAAGGAGCCCGGACACACCUGGCGCUCCCAUGGACAAAACAAGGGUAAGAAUAGGAUGGACCGAGUCCUGGCGAAGCUAUCGAGUUGGCAGGCCGUAGAUGUGGAGCUAAUGUUUCAAGAGCCGCUGCACCCUGGACCUUACCUCCUGGACGUUCUCCCUUCCAUGUGCAGCAAUUGUGUGCGCCUCAACCCAGAUGUGGACACCCACGCUGCCUUUGUGAGCGACCACUUGGGUUUGCUGACGACCCUUGAGCAAAAUGCAACCGCGCCCAAUGGCCAACAAGGUACUACGGGGCGUGAUAUUAUUGAGGGAUGA